UGGACAGAAAUACUUGCAUAGGCCAAGCAUAGACUGUAAUUCUAUCAAGUAGAGGGGGAAAGAUAAAAUAGAAAAUGGGGGAACCACAAUCAUAUCCUGCGAUUUUUAUUCCAGUCUGGACUCUUCCUCGGAGCUCUGCGCCAGAUAAUCGGGAGUAGUUGGAUCGUGAGUGAGAAGUGAACAGUAUGCACGUCUCUUGUAUCAGUUCCUGGAAGCUACUGUCACCCGCCCUCGAAACGUUCGCUCUCUCACUCAGAUUAGAACUUUAUCACGCUAUUCACUGCAGCGGAGUGCGUGCGUGCAAUUGGCACCGCACACCAUACGUCAACGGAGAUACGCGAGUUCUACUAUUAUAAAGGACUGCACAAGAUGUGCACACCUGCUGUUGUCCCAACUCUCUCUAGCACAACAAGUCGGCACUGAUCAUCUAGUCAUGUCUUCGAACUCGAUUACCGAAAAGGAGGGCGUAAAGGACAACUACUACGUCCAGACUGUCGCCAUGGACGGCCCUGCACCCCCUACACAGAUGCAGCCCUACCAGAGGACGUUUGGUAACCCUGCACCUUUGGGCAUGCUGGCCUACGGUACCGUCUUCCUGUGCUCGUCAAUCCUGACGCUCGCCUCCAAGAACGUCGGCUCACCCAGCUUGGUCAUGGUUUUUGCCACCUUCUACGGUGGCAUCUCACAAACACUUGUGGGCAUGUGGGAGAUGUUCCUCGGUAACACUUUCAGCGCAACGGUAUUUACUACCUACGGAGGUUUCAACUUCUCAUAUGGUGCUCUCUACCUGCCUCAAAUCGGCCUUGCGGCUGCAUAUACCGUCGACGGAGUUGUCGGACAGGAGUUCUACAACGCCAUCGGCAUCUACCUUGCCAUCUGGGACUUGAUUACGUUCGUCUUCUUGCUUGGUGCAAUCCGCACGACAGCUCCUAUCGUUGCAACGCUCGGAUUCACCGUCUGCGCGCUUACUUGUCUUUCUGCAAACGCUUUCACCGGCAACCCGCAUUUGGCAACCGCAGGUGGUGCCCUGGGUAUAAUCGCUUCCUUCGGUGCAUACUACGGCGCCCUCUCGCUGUUCUGGACACAGCAGACCACCCUCUCAUUCAUUCGCCUCCCCCUUCUCGUUACAGCCCCUUCCAAUGUCUAAGUGCUGGGUCACGAGUCCUCAACGGAUCACGGUUUUUCUUCUUUGAUUGCAUUUUCAACUACGCUCUCAGUCUUCAUUAAAUGUUAGCGCGUUUAGAUUAACUUCUACGUCUUGCGGGAUGAGGUUUAGUGGUGUAGAGUGGAGUAUGAUACAACUAUUUCUUAUGUUUGUCGCGGUGCCAACUUUGGUUCCGGGUUGAUGGUAAUAUAGAUCACAGAGUGAUAUGACUACAGAUUUUGUUCAUCUCCAACUAAGCUGUGAA
Suillus paluster is the source of this 1409-nucleotide messenger RNA. Its product is annotated as GPR1/FUN34/yaaH family-domain-containing protein. Gene Ontology annotation, cellular component: plasma membrane. The record is from RefSeq and is a predicted model, not a curated record. Gene Ontology annotation, molecular function: acetate transmembrane transporter activity. The transcript is spliced from 7 exons. NCBI's taxonomy places the organism in Eukaryota, Fungi, Basidiomycota, Agaricomycetes, Boletales, Suillaceae. Bases 434 to 1147 code for a protein of 237 amino acids.